This is a messenger RNA of Ipomoea nil (Japanese morning glory), 1221 nucleotides long. RefSeq lists its product as uncharacterized. NCBI's taxonomy places the organism in Eukaryota, Viridiplantae, Streptophyta, Magnoliopsida, Solanales, Convolvulaceae. The transcript has a single exon. Bases 1 to 1221 code for a protein of 406 amino acids. The record is from RefSeq and is a predicted model, not a curated record.
AUGCGGCAGCUGGAUGUCCAUAAUGCCUUUCUAAAUGGGCAUCUGUCCGAUACGGUUUUCAUGAAGCAACCACCGGGCUACGAAGAUCCUGCUCAUCCGGAUCACGUAUGCCACUUGCAACGUUCUCUUUAUGGCUUGAAACAGGCACCUCAGGCCUGGUUCAAGCGCCUACAUGAGUUUCUAAUAACAACAGGGUUCCUCGCCUCCAAAACUGAUGUGUCGUUAUUUCACUACACCGACGGUGAUUCCAGGGUUUUCUUACUCGUCUAUGUAGACGAUAUUAUUAUGUUCGGCAACGACUCAGCUUUAAUUGAUUCCCUAUUACAGCGGCUCUCGUCUACUUUCAAGAUCCGGGACUUGGGCAAGCCCACCUUCUUCCUAGGCAUUGAGACUUUGUCUGAGGGUGGUAGCUUCCUUCUAUCUCAACGGCGGUAUAUGGCUGAUGUUCUCUCUCGUGCAGGUAUGACCGACUGUAAGCCCUUGGCUACCCCAGCUGCGGUCACUCAACCGGCUACACCGACUCUUGAUCUGUUUGACAAUCCGACUCAAUACCGUCGGAUCGUCGGGGCUCUACAGUACUUGACCAUUACUCGGCCAGAUCUCUCGUUUUCAGUUAACAGGCUUUGUCAAUUCAUGCACUCUCCCACACAGGAUCAUUGGGGUCUCCUCAAACGUGUCCUCCGUUAUGUAAAAGGCACCCUUGACUACGGUCUUCGCCUAUCUCCGUCAUCAUCCUCCGCUAUACAUGCUUUUUCAGACUCGGACUGGGCCGGUUGUACUAUAGACCGAAAAUCUACCAGUGGUUAUGCGGUCUUCCUUGGUUCCAACCUCAUCUCCUGGCUAUCUCGGAAGCAGCGCACGGUUGCACGCUCCUCGUCAGAGGCCGAAUACAAAGGGCUUGCUGACGUUGCUGCUGAAGUUACCUGGGUUGUGUCCUUACUCUGGGAACUGGGUCUACAUACUGGCCAGCCUGCUACAUUAUGGUGCGAUAAUCUAGGAGCAACUUACUUAGCUGCUAAUCCCGUGUUUCACGCCACAACGAAGCACGUAGAGAUCGACUUUCACUUUGUACGUGAUAAAGUUUCUUCGGGGAAAUUCGUCGUCAACUUUGUUUCCACCAAGGACCAGCUUGCUGACAUCUUCACCAAACCUCUUCCAGCUCCUCGCUUUCAUACUCUGAGGGACAAGCUCAAUGUGGACAACAUUCACCCUUGUGCUUGA